Messenger RNA from Musca domestica (house fly), 1106 nucleotides. Its product is annotated as tRNA N(3)-methylcytidine methyltransferase METTL6. Lineage: Eukaryota; Metazoa; Arthropoda; Insecta; Diptera; Muscidae. The transcript is spliced from 2 exons. The record is from RefSeq and is a predicted model, not a curated record. The coding region runs from base 64 to 927 and encodes 287 amino acids.
AAUAGAGCACAUUUGCAUCCCUAAUGAAAACGUGAACGUGAAUUUGUUUGUAAAUAGAGUGAAAUGGAAGAGAAUACAAAUGAACAGUUCAUUGAUGAUGUAUUUACGUGUGCAGAAAAGUCUCUUACUGAUGACGAGAAGCAGAAAUUGGAAGAGCAGAAUAAACGUUUAAUACCGGAGUUCAAGGCUCGGCAAUUAGAAGCGCAGGCACAAAAACAUUGGGACCUCUUCUAUAAACGUAAUGAAACUAGAUUCUUUAAAGAUCGUCGAUGGACAACGAGAGAAUUUCAAGAAUUAAUUAACGACUAUCCCUCCCUGCCAUCGGGCGAGGGAAAUGAGUGCAGAAAACUAUUGGAAGUGGGUUGCGGAGUUGGAAAUUUUGUGUUUCCUUUAAUGGAAGAACUCGAAUCCCUAGGACAGAAAAAUAACUAUUUUUAUGCAUGUGAUUUUUCUCCCCGGGCCGUGGAAUUUGUUCGUUCCAAUCCAAAGUACAAUGAGGAUCGUAUUAAAGCCUUUCAAUGCGAUACAACGACGAAUUCAAUUCAUCAAAAUAUUCCCCCCGAAAGCAUAGAUAUAAUAUCAAUGAUAUUUGUUCUGUCUGCUAUUUCACCCUGUAAAUUCGAUGCAGUGAUUAAAAAUCUUCACACUAUACUUAAGCCUGGUGGCAUUGUACUAUUUCGGGACUAUGGUCGUUACGACAUGGCACAACUCAGAUUUAAGUCUGGACAUAAAAUUUCCGAUAAUUUCUACAUGCGCCAAGAUGGUACUCGAAGUUAUUAUUUUGCCGAACAGGAAUUAUCAAAUUUAUUUAGAGAAAAUGGUUUUGAGAUAAUGGCAAAUUCGUACGUACAUCGUCGUACACUUAAUGUAAAAGAAGGUAUCGAUGUACCACGUAUUUUUCUACAAGGCAAAUUCCGUAAGUUAUAGUCGUAAAGACCAAAUAAAAAGGCAAUAAUUGUUUACUUGAAUAUAUAGUUUUCUCUUGACAGUUUAUUUUUAGUAGAUUAUAAUUUCCAUUUCUUUAUUUUAAUUUAAUUGAUAAUAUGUAACAUGAUUUGGUGUAAUUGUAAUUAACAUUUCAAUAAAUACAUAUAUGAUUUUCAUUA